Perca fluviatilis (European perch) is the source of this 2388-nucleotide messenger RNA. Its product is annotated as integral membrane protein 2A-like. Lineage: Eukaryota; Metazoa; Chordata; Actinopteri; Perciformes; Percidae. Gene Ontology annotation, cellular component: plasma membrane; extracellular exosome; Golgi apparatus. The coding region runs from base 303 to 1049 and encodes 248 amino acids. The record is from RefSeq and is a predicted model, not a curated record. The transcript is spliced from 6 exons. Gene Ontology annotation, biological process: negative regulation of amyloid precursor protein biosynthetic process. Gene Ontology annotation, molecular function: amyloid-beta binding.
AAACGAGGCAAUAAAUGGUUUCAGUGGUCACUGUCAGACCAACAAUAACAGUCGUCUAAAUUCUCCCAAGACGUAAACUGUUUAUAUAUUUUAUGUAGCUUGAAGUUUAAGUAGUUUUUCCUAGCUUCCGCUUCGGAUGUCUUCUUAAUCCCCUCCAGCCACCGGAAGCUCUACAUAAAGCCGAGGUUGCAAAGUGCGUCACUGCGCGGAGGAUCUGCUGACAACGAGCCUGAACUCCAUCACCGACACUCUCCCCUUCUUCUGUUUGUACAAGAAACCCGAGCUGACGUUUCCACUCCAGCAUGGUGAAGAUUGCUUUUAACUCGGCCCUGGCGCAGAAGGCGCUGGGCAAAGAGGUGCCAGCCGCUGAGAAGGAUCCUGAGCUGGCCUCUGCUACAGCGGGCAGCGAGGGCUCCACAGGUCGCUGUCUGCUCACCCUGCUGGGCAUCGCCUUCAUCCUCAGCGGGCUCAUCGUUGGAGGAGCCUGUCUCUAUCGAUAUUUCACCCCAAAGAGGCUGUAUCACGGUGCGAUGCAGUUCAGUGACGUGUCGACCGGAGCUGGUGGAGAGAGCCAGCCGUACUACCUGCCACGGGUGGAGGAGGAGGUGGAGAUCUCUGACAGCAUGGCCGUCAUCAGCGUCCCACCUCCCCGCUUCAGACCCGGGGACCCUGCCUACAUCCUCCAUGACUUCAACAAGAAGCUGACGGCGUAUCUGGACCUGACUCUGAGGACCUGCUUUGUGAUUCCUCUGAACACCUCUGUGGUGCUCCCCCCUCAGGACCUCAUCGACCUCUUCUCCCAGCUGAUGUCCGGCUCUUACCGCAGCUACUUGGUGCACGAGGACCUGGUGGUGACGGAGCGUAUCGAUGACGUCAAGCCUCUGGGCUUCUACAUCCGCCGGCUGUGUGACGGAAAGGAAACCUACAGAAUGCAACGCCGCUCCAGCCUGACAGGUGGGGGCAUCCAGAAGCGCUCUGCGGACGAAUGUUUCACCGUCCGCCACUUUGAGAACAAGUUUGUGACGGAGACCAGGAUCUGCAAGGCUUGAUGGGAAAGCACGUGCAUAGGUCAGGAAGCGAGAGAGGGAGAGAGACUGAUAGUGAGAGCCAUAUGUCGGGGGGAGAGAGAGUGAGUGAUAGGGAUAGCCAGAGUGGCAGAGGUAGAGAAGGAGGGAGUAGGCGAAGGAGGGAACAGCUUUCAGCAGAAAGUUACUUUUAUAUUAAACUCUUAACUCCAGUUUUUGCCUCCCCUGCUUUAACCCCAGUGAAAAGUGAAUUUAAGUUACAGCAUUGUAUAGUCUAACCCCCCCCGAACAUGUAUAAGUCAUAGCACUCUCGCUCAAGUAUUCGCUAGUUAGUCUUGUACUAGUAAUCAGCUUUCUUACUAAGAAUACACUAAGUUUCAUUUGUUCUGUUGGUUUCUGUUCUGUUGCCGUAGCUUCCUGCUGAAUUAUAAUUAUCUUAUCGUUGUUACUGUAUUACAACAUCCACUCACGUCUAAACGAGAGUUGUUAGUCAUUCUACUGAAUAUCCUAGUGAUACUGAGAAGUCCUUCAUAUCAGACCUGUCUUGUGUGUCCGCCUACAGUUCCCUUUCUUAACGGUGUUUAUAGAGCAGCCUUGAUAAGAUCUACUAUAUGUUAUAGUGUGAUAUAGCACAAGUCACCCAGGAAAUGUAUGGUACAGUUACAGUUACAAUACGCAUGUAACGUGGUUGUCAGUGUCUGUUAUGGAUGGUGCCAGAGAUCUCUGUCACCCCUUGUUGUAGAUAUUUCCCAGAGGCCUCUGCCGUCCUGCUGUGUGAUGACUUUAUGUUAUUAAUUAAGGUGAGCAGUCCGACACCCUAUAUGACUUGUGUUUGUGUAGAAAUAUUAUUUGUGACAAUAAACUUGAAGGAUGGUUGAUGAGCUAAAGGGAAAUUUCACCAAAUUUGAAAACCUAUUCUUUCUGUCAGUUUUUAAAUUCUUAUUUAUGAAUUUGUAGUCCCAUAAUGUGAGAUUACCUUUACUGAGGUAGCUGUAAUAAGCAGCCAGGCGGCUCAGAGUUUUGCAGAACUUGACAUAUUUAAAAAUUGUCACAGGCACAAUAUGUUUGUAAAAAUCCUUCAAUGAAUCUGCAUUAAGCAAUUGUCCUUUAUUUUGAAAAACCCUAAAGGAAAAGCUUUAAAGUAUGAGGGGGAAAAAAAGGCCUUUUGCCAAAUAACUUCAAGUCAUUUUUCAGUGAUUUCCUGCACAGAAAGACAAUCAGACAGAAGUGUGCGUGUCAAAAUGUGUUUCUGUCUCGGCUUUUUAACACUACUAGAAGAUUAGAUAAAAGCCAAUGUUGUGUGCAGCUACUGAAAUGAAUUCACUUUGUUGCUGAAUAAAGUUGCAUUUCUUUACCUACUGAA